Enhydra lutris kenyoni (northern sea otter) is the source of this 2613-nucleotide messenger RNA. Its product is annotated as coiled-coil domain containing 178. The transcript is spliced from 20 exons. Lineage: Eukaryota; Metazoa; Chordata; Mammalia; Carnivora; Mustelidae. Bases 1 to 2613 code for a protein of 870 amino acids. The record is from RefSeq and is a predicted model, not a curated record.
AUGAACUUCCUCACUUUGGUUUGCCUGGGAAACACUUUCUUUCUCUUUUAUAUUAGAAGGAAAACUGUGCUGGCAAAGCUCACGGGGUCCUCCACAGAGUGGGCCACUGGGAAUUCUGAUCACUUUCUUUACAAUGCCACAUCACAAGCUUUGGUUCUCUUUGGUGCCCCUAAGGAAGACAUUGAGAUUUUUCAUGAAAAUAAAAUGACAAAUACUGAAGGGGUGAAUAAAGGCAUUUACUUUAGCUACCCAUGUCGACGUCAAAGCUGUGCUUUAGUAAACAUCCCAGCACCAUGUGUCAACAAAAUGAUUUCACACAUUGAAGAUUUGGAAUCUAAAAUACAAGAGCAUUUGAAACGGUUUGAAACAUCUCUUGAGGAAUGGAGCAGAACUUCUUCCACACAAGACCAGAAGGAAGACUGGAGUAUUGCUACACCAGUGAAAGAGGUUAAACCAGAAGAGAGAGAUGAAAAGUGUCCAGAAUUGAAGCAGGAAAUGGAAACAUUGCUCUCAGAGGCCAUUCAUCUCAUUAAAAGUCUAGAAACUGACCGUGCAGAAGCUGAAGAAGCUUUAAAACAACAAAAAUCAAGAAAGAAAAAGAUUCACAUGAAAAUUGAUUCUUGGUCAAUCUGGAGACUUCAAGAAAUUCCAUUAGCUGUGCAGAAAGAACAUGAAGCCUAUUUGGGAGAUAUUGUAGAAUUACAAUGGCAUCUUGAAGAUAAAGCUUAUCAACUGAAACAUUUUGAGGAGCAAAAGGCAAAAUUAGAAGAAGUUAAUGCAAAGCUUCAAGCAGACAUAGACUACAUGAAUAAAUUUGGUCCUCUAAUUAACUCAAAACAGAACCAAGAACUUGAAGCUCUGAAAGAAUUUCAAACAAAGAAAUUUGAGGCAAUGGAAUUAUACAAACAAACUCAUGAAGAACUUGAAGAAGCUAUAGAAAAUGUUGAAAAUGCCAAAUUGAAUGUUAAACAAAUUAGACAAAACAUGGAGCAAGACAUUCAUAAUGAUGAAACAACCAUAGAAGCCUACAAGAGAGAGAUAGAGAAACUUGACAAUCUAUAUCAUCACUACUCUACAGCGGUACAAAAUGUCAAUGCUAGUAUUGAGGAGAACAAAGAAGUAGUGACUGAAGCACUGAAGGAAACAAAGUCAUCAACAAAGGAACUAUCUGAUUUAUCAAAAAUGGUCGAUGAUUUAAAAAAAAAUUAUGAUCAACUAUCCUGGAAGAAAAAAAGUUUUGAAAAGGAGUAUCUGAGUGUACUUAAUGAUUAUUAUGCCGCAAAAAAAUCAUGGGAUAUUGAGCUUUCUAAUAUUGCAAAAGACUUUUCAGAUAUUUCAAUCGCAAAUGCUCAAUUGACAGAAGAAAACAAAAAACUUGAAAUUGAUAUUGAAACAGUGGCCGGUUUAAUCAAUGAAAGUAUAAAGAAAAAAGCAGAAUUGGAGUCUGAAAUCCAAUCUUUGAUGAAACUAAGGUCCAAAAAUGAAGAAUUUCUUAAACAACUAUACAGGGAAUCUUAUCAGCUUGGUGCUGUUUUCCACCUAACCAAAUUUAAAACAGAGGAAUUAGAAGAGAAAAUAGCAGAAGUGAGAAGAAAAUUCAAGGGUAGAGAAGAAUUCUUGAAAAAACUCACACGAGGUGAAGUAGCUAAUGGAAUGAUGAUUCAGAAAAAACUGUAUUCCAUCCAAGAAGAACAGAUACUUGAGAGGCGGGAUCUUUUGGAAAAUAAAGCAAUGUGUACCCUAGCACUGGCAAAACUUGGGACACCUCUACUUCAACUAGAAGCAGAUGCUAUAAGAAUCAGAACUAUCCACAAAGAACAUUCUGAUAUAUUAAAUGAUAUAAUUGAGAGGAGAGACUAUGUUAAAAGAAACGUGGAACGAACUAAUCAAAAAUUACGAAGAAGGGGGAAGAAAACCCGUGAUGCAAUAACAGAAACCGAGGAAAAACACUCAAUGAUUUUUAGAGAAAUAGAGAACACUAAAAGUAAAACGAUUACUUAUCUUGCAAAAAUAGAUGAGUUGAAUAAGAACUUAAAAGAAAAAGAGAAAGAAAGUAGUAUUUUUGCUCAGACACUUGAGAGUUUAAAGAAUGAAUUUAUAACCAUGAGAUAUAAAAAGGAGCAUGCACAAGCAGUGUUUGAUCAUCUCAUAAGUGAGAAAAAAAUCUGUGAAGAGAAACUCUAUGAGGAAGAGCAGAGAUAUCGAACACUAAUUACCAUGAGGCAAAAAACUCUGGCAGAUAUUAAAAAAAUACAAGAUGAUUCUCUAGAAGAAAAUCUACGUUUAGCUCAAGAAUAUCAAAAAUUACAGACUACUUUCUUAACAGAAAAGGACAAUUAUUUCAAUCUAUAUGAUAGACAGUUAUCACUUGAUGCUUCAAUUCGAGAUAAGAAACAGCUCUGUCAGCUGCAAAGAAGGAUACACAAGGUGUGGCAGAAGCACUUCAAACUCGUGGUCCUCUACAGCCAGAUGAGGCUGGCCAAGUUCCAGACAGACUCUCAAGAGAGUAUUAAGAAAAUAUUAGCUGUGCAGGAGGAAUCUUCAAAUUUAAUGCAACACAUCUUAGAUUUCUUCCAGACUUUGACAGAUGGCUCAUGUAAAGACGAUGGUUAA